Messenger RNA from Eruca vesicaria subsp. sativa (arugula), 306 nucleotides. The record is from the annotation of a GenBank genome assembly. Lineage: Eukaryota; Viridiplantae; Streptophyta; Magnoliopsida; Brassicales; Brassicaceae.
AUGAAAUUCAUGUUAACAUACCAUGUGAUCCAUCACCCCAAUUCAACAUACUUUAUUGAAAAAACAACCCAAUACGUGAUGAAUGAAGUAAGAGACGACAACAUUAUCUUAGCUAAUGAUCUCCAAGUUAGUCUAACUAUCAUACACUACAACCCCAACGCAACAUCAAGAUUCGAUGUUGAUCUCACCAUCACCAACCUAGAGAGUACCAAUAGGCCUCCAACUACUGAAGAGAUAAGCACUGUAUGCAUUGUAUGCUUCAGAGAUUACAACGAUGCAUUGAUCAGUGGCUUUGUACCAAAAUAA